Molecule: messenger RNA, 1406 nt
Organism: Brienomyrus brachyistius
Lineage: Eukaryota; Metazoa; Chordata; Actinopteri; Osteoglossiformes; Mormyridae
Gene: perp
Product: p53 apoptosis effector related to pmp22
Exons: 3
Coding region: 129-686 (185 amino acids)
Biological process (GO): cell-cell adhesion
Cellular component (GO): cell-cell junction; membrane
Source: RefSeq, a predicted model, not a curated record
UUGCGUGCAUUGCAGGCUCGGGCGGGGCGCUUGUGUAUAACAGCCCAGAGUCUGUCGCCCUUUCAACGGAUCGUGCAGCUUUAGGCUCCUUCGUGCGCUCCGGUCUGUCAGCCUCCUCUGUACCCAGUAUGUUCCGCUGCGGGAUCGCCUAUCCCAGGUGCAGGUGGAUUUUGCCCCUGCUGCUGGUUUUCGCCAUUUUAUUUGACAUUAUCGCCAUCGCCGCUACUUCUGGGUGGGUGGAAGACGAGAAUGCGCAGACCCACUACGCGAGCAUGUGGAAUCAGUGCCGGGGGCGCAAUGAUAACUGGGACUGCAAAUCGCUCAUGGAGUACCCCUGGGCCCAGGCCGUAGCUGCACUCAUGAUCCUGGGCCUCUUCUUCCUCAUCGUGGCUUGCGUCAUCUCCUGCCCUGCACUCUGCUGCAGUGUCAACAUCAGCCUGCUUCCCGUCAUCGGAACCCUCCUCAUAAUCGCAGUGAUUCUCCAGAUCAUCGCGCUCAUCAUCUACCCGGUCAAGUUCAACGAGCUGAUCUACGAGGGCCACUACUUCUACACGUGGGCGUACGGCUUCGGCUGGGGCGCCACGCUGCUCAUGAUUGGCUGCAGUGUGAUCUUCUGCUGUCUGCCCCAGUAUGAGGAUGAGAUCACCGGCAUAUCCAAGACCAAGUACAUCUACAGCAGCGCCUAGGGGCCUCCGCGCCGUCCGGCAGAGGUGGUGACAGGGAGCUGGGACACAGGGCGCCUACUGGGCGGCUUCCCGCAGGAAACCAAUUUCAUGUUUCCGAAAUUCCCUCGCAUCCACUGCCUAGGUAACGAUCCAGCAGGAAUUACUGCUGUUUAGCUGCAUUGGUGCCGCUCUGCUUGCUGGAGUGAACCAAAGGCCUGUAACGGUGUAAAUAGUAACAUAUUUGAAUACUUCCUUGCUGUUUUACUGGCUCCCCUCCUCCGCGAAAGGUGUGUAUUUCUGAUAGGGUAGGACCAUUGGGAAUGUUAAGUGCUCUUAAUCUUGAAGACUUUUUCCCAAAAAAAAUGCCCCAAUGUCAGCUUGUGCUUGAGUUUUCCAGAGGACAGGGGUUUGAAUGUCUUUGCAAAAAUCGUCUAUUAUUACUGUGGUUGGGAUCUUUUAGUCUUUUCUCUAGUUGAAUCUGAAAUAUUACAGAUAAGCAAUGUUGCCUCUUAUUUUUGAAGUUGUGCUGUAUUCUCUGCUACACUGUUUGCACUCAUUGUAAAACUGGUUUAUUCAAAUGAAUGUUUUGUCAGUUCACAUCUUUCCAUUAUCAUUAUAAUCAUGUAUUCCUGUAACUCUUUUGUAGUUUGAAUCUUCAUAAAUGUGCCUUACUCCUUCAUGGGGAUCUUAAUGCUUAUAUAAUAAAAAUUCUCCAGACAUGGAGUUUUGUUACACUGAGAA